AAAUAUAUUUGAUAACCUUUAUUGGACAAUGAACACUCACCGUAAUAUUCUUUUGAUAUCAGUUUUUUUUUUGCAUUAUGAAGUACUAUCUUUUUAUGGGUGACACCCAGGCUUAGAAUCACAUGGCCCAGAAUCUAGAGUCACCCAUCUGCAAUCACAUCCUUCCUUGGCAGUAAAGUAUUACUUAAUAUUAAACGGUUGUUGAGAAAUGAAGAUAGUAAGAUAGUACAUAGCAAUUCACAAUGGCAAGUUUCAUGUACCAUACUUUGUAUCAAGCAUUCAAGCUAAGAAUAGUCACUAGCUUUGCUGAAAAGAUAUAAAUUUGAGAAAAGAACUUAUGUUAUAUUUCUAGGAAAUAGGCUAAAGUGUUGAAGCAGCACAAAAGGUUGUGCAGGAGCAACUCCACCUUGCUGCUACAAUGUGUACAACACAAGUGUUGAAGGAACAACUUCAAUUUGCUGCGCUAGAUAUCGCUCUAGAGGCGAAUGUAGGCCAAUAUGGCAACAAGAGUUCAAUCCAGAACUUCUAGAGCACAAGAUCUACUCCAAGAUCUUAGAUAAGAACAACAAGUUCUAUUAUAGGUAGUGGGUACAUAGUCUGGGUUACAAAGUAGAGGUGAGGACCUCUAUUUAUAGGGCUUUGGGAAGCCUUCACAUACUUCUACUUAUAGCUGGAACACUCUAGAAAACAUUAUUUAGGAUUCACCUCUUUACUCACAGCUAGUUAUAACUAGAGAACUCUAGAAACAACAGGUAGGGUAAAGAAAGAAAAAAAAGGGAAUGCUACACUAGAGUGGAAAUAUCUAGAAGUAGCCAAAUCGAUCUGGCAUCUGUUUUUUUCUCAUCUAUUGUUCCUCACCAUUCUCCCCUGGUUGUUUGGAACUCACCCUUGAGUUAUCGUCAUAGAGCACUUCUUCUGGAUGGUAGAGAGUCAAGUCCGCAACAUUGAAAGUGUUGGAUAUGCCCAUGUCGUUUGGAAGAUCUAUCACAUAAGCAUUAUCAUUUAUCUUCCUCAUGAUAGAGAAGGGCCCAUACCUUUGCCGCCUAAGCUUCCUUUUGAAAUUAGCAAGUUGUUUAUAUUUCUAAUUUUGUGCUUCCAGAACACCACAAAUCUCUUCAAGUAACUCAGUGUAAUUAUCAGCAAAGGACAAUGCUGAUUUUGAGUUUCCCCUUGAUGGUAGCUUCAUCAGGUCCACCAAAUGUGUUGGAACUUUAGUGUAGACAAUGGAAAAAGGGCUCCUUCCUGUGGAUCUAUGCUUGGAGUUAUUGUAGGAGAACUUUGCAAGAGAUAGAGUCAAAUCCCGUUGUCCCUUUCUUUCUCCACAAAUGCAACGGAUCAGAUUACCCAAAAACUUGUUCACCACUUCCGUUUGUCCGUCUGUUUGUGGAUUUGCAGUGCUAGAAAAUUUCAACUCAGUGUUGAAUUGCUAACACAAAGUGAGCCAAAAUGCAGCAAGAAACUUGCUAUCACGGUCUAAGACGAUGGACCUUGGUACUCCAUGAAGUCUGACCACUUCUCGAAAGAAUAGGUUUGCCACAUGAUGAGCAUCCCUUGUCUUGCGGCAUGGGAUGAAAUGAGCCAUCUUAGAGAAUUUAUCCACAACCACAAAUACAACAUCACUUCCUCGUCUUGUUCUUGGCAAGCCCAAGACGAAGUCCAUAGAGAUGUCCUCCCAUGGAGCAACAGGAACAGGCAAAGACAUGUAUAACCCUGUGUUCUGGACUUGGCCUUUACAAGUUUGACAUAUGGGGCACCGCUGAACAAACUUGCCAGCAUCUCUCUUUAGUUGUUGUGGCCAAAAGUAGCGAGCUUCCAGGUUAGCGAUAGUCUUGUCCCGUCCAACAUGGCCACUAAGAUCACUUGAAUGGAGUUCUCUAAUUAGUUUGCCACGCAGAGAACUCAUUGGGAUGCAUAAAUGAUCAUUUUUGAAGAGAUAGCCAUCCUGCACCAAAUAGUCAUCACUUAAUGGCUGGCCCCUGAUGUGCUUCACCCAAACAUUGCCAAAGUCUUCAUCAUCCUCAUACAACUCCUUUAUUUGAUCCAUGCCUAGAAGUUCAGCUUCAAAAGAAGUCAAGAGGCAUGCACGACGACUCAAAGCAUCGGCCAAUCGGUUAGUUAUCCCAGAUUUAUGCAUGAUGAGAUAGUUAAACCUCUCCAGAUAUGCUGCCCAUCUCGCUAGCAUGCGGUCAACAUGCUUUUGAUUUCUAAAUUGCUUCAAGGAUUGAUGGUCACUAUAUACAAUGAACUCUUUAGGCAGCAAAUAAACUUCCCAAGUUUUCAAGGCUAUGAAAACGGCAUACAAUUCUUGUUGAUAGGUGCUCCAUUUCUGUCUAGCUUCACUUAACUUCUCACUAAAGAAAGCAAUGGGCUUCCUUUCUUGAGAUAGAAUAGCUCAAAUGCCUACUCCACUCGCAUCACACUCCAACUCAAAAGCCUUGUUGAAAUCGGGUAGCACCAACACAGGAGCUUGUGAUAGUUUUUGUUUAAUCUCACUGAAACUAGCUUCAGCUGCAUCUGUCCAUUGGAAUUUUCUUUUCUUCAAACACUCGGUAAUUGGUGCCAUGAUAGUGCUGAAAUUCUUCACAAAUCGCCUAUAGAAAGUUGCAAGGCCAUGAAAACUUCUUACCUCAGAAAUGGUCUUCGGAGUUGGCCAUUCUCGGAUUGCCUCAAUCUUAGAAUCAUCAACAUGAAUACCGUCACAUGUUAUGAUGAAUCCGAGGAAAAGAAGUUGUGUUUGCCGGAAAACACAUUUCUUCAAGUUGACGUAGAGCUCAUUUUCCCUUAGUACGUCUAGCACCUUCCGAAUGUGAUCAAAGUGUUCAUCCUCAUCCUUGCUAUAGAUUAAGAUGUCAUCGAUAUAGACCACAACAAAGUGGGACAAGAAGGGUCGAAGGACUUGAUUCAUUAAGCACAUAAAGGUACUUGGUGCAUUUGAGAGUCCAAAUGGCAUGACUAGCCAUUCAAACAACCCUUCCUUUGUCUUGAAGGCGGUUUUCCAUUCAUCCCCGGGUCUGAUAUGGAUUUGAUGAUAUCCGCUUCUUAAAUCUAGCUUUGUGAACACUCUUGCUCCACUAAGCUGAUCCAACAUAUCACCUAGACGGGGAAUCGGGAAUCUAUACCUUACGGUGGUCUUGUUAAUGGCUCUACUGUCCGUACACAUGCGCUAAGAUCCAUCUUUCUUUGGCGCGAGUAGGGCUGGUACAACACAUGGGCUAAUACUUUCUCGAAUGUGCCCCUUCUGCAGCAAUUCCUCCACUCUCUCCUUUAAUAUAUCAUGCUCCUUUGGGCUCAUUCAAUAGUGUGGAAGACUAGGAAGACUUACUCUUGGAAUUAAGUCAAUUCUAUGUUGAAUUCCUCUCAUCGGUGGCAAGCCUUGUGGCUCUCCAAGUAUGUUCUGAAAUUCUGCCAAUAAACUACAUACCUUAGCUGGAAUUUCAGCAGUCAAGUGCUCUUCUCCCUUUACAACAAGUGCAGCACACAAAUCUGCCUUCUUCAAGUCUUCCAUAAACUCAUGAGGUAUGGGAGAUAGUUAACAUAGUUUUCCCCUCCUCCUUGGAGAUAUUACCUUCGGUUUUGUUUGGUAAGAUAAUGAUCUUUCUCUUGUUCAAAAUGAAAGAGUAAGAGUUUUCCUUGCCCUUGCCCUUGUGUGUAGUAUCGACAUCAAAUUGCUAAGGUCUCCCAAGAAGAACAUGGCUAGCGUCCAUAUUAACUACGUCACACAACACAUUUGAGCGAUAAUGCUUGCCCAAAGAAAGUGGCAGGUUACAUUGUUUGGUGAUUCUCAUAUUCACUCCUUUCUUGAUCCAUCCAAUAGUGUAGGGGUUUGGAUGAUCAUGAGUAUCAAGCUUUAAAUGGCUCACCAAGUUCUAGGAGAUAAGAUUCUCGCAGCUGCAACUAUCAAUCACUAACUUGCAUACUUUGCCAUUCCCUGUGCAUUUGCUCUCAAAUAUUUUCUUCCAUUGUGUGUUGUCAGGUUGUGGCGUGGAACAUAGGAGACGCUGAAUCACACACAUCACCUCUUCACCUUCUUGACGAACCUCUUGUCCCUCUACAUCUUCAAAUUCGUAUUCUUCCUCAUCGCCUUCACCAUCAUGGAUAGUUGUGUUAACAAAUUUCCUUAGUGGGCAGCCGCUGGAUAUGUGUCCCUCUUCACCACAUUUAUAACAUUUUGGGCCUUCAUUGGACUUGCCCUUGCCUCUAGUUUGCUUCUGGAUGGGUCGUUUUGCCCUUGGUGGAGCCGUCUUUUCUUCCACUCUAUUAGGCUGACUCCUAGACGAGCCUUUGGUAUGAGGAUAUGGAGGAUAUGGAGCUUUAGUUGCCUUUCUUGUCCUCACAAACCUCUCGGCAUUUAAGGCUCAAGCUUGUGCUUGAUCAACGGACUAGAAUUGUUGCAUCAUCAAUCGAUCUUGAAUAGCAUCAUCGAGACCAUUGAUGUACCUUGCAACUUGUUGAUCUUCAGUUUCAGCAAGGUUGCACCUCACUUGUUAGCCUUAGAAAUUCCUCCGUGUAAUCUGAAACAGUCCUAUUUCCUUGAGCACAAUUUUGAAAUUGGAUAAAUAGGAUCUGGUCAUAAUCAACGGGCAAAAAUCUCCCUUACAAGAGACUUUUCAUUUGCCGCCAAGUUCUCACACGAGGUUCUCCUCUCAGCCCACGCUCUUUUUGAACGCGAUGCCACCAUGCAUCGGCUCCUCUUUUCAGCUUGUAUGCGACCAAAGGAACUCUACGACUUCCGGAACCAUCAUGACCUCAAAGAAAGUCUCCACUUCAUAUAACCAAUCUAGGCACCCUUCAGUAUCAACAUUUCCACUAAAAGUUGGGAUCUCAGCUUUCACCUUGUAUGUAUCUCUUGCAUAUGUAGGGUUGGGUACUCUUGAUAUGCGUAGAGAUCUGGUUCUUCAAGGGCAUCAUCAUAUUCUUCACCUUCAUAAGCUUCAGCAUAAAUUGCCUUCUUGAAGCACGUUGAACAUGUUGUUGUGGCGGCCUUGCUCCAAGAUUACCUCUCUUUCUUUGAUGAACAUCUUCUUCUUCUUUGAUGAACAUCUUCUUCUUUGAUGAACAUCUCCUUCCUUCUUUAGAUGAAUCUCCUUCAUUGGUAGCAGGGUGGACACCCUUUCUUAUCAUCUCAACCAGCUGGUCAAAUCUCUGAUUAAGAUCUUCAUGCAGCUCUUUAAUUUGCUGUUCUGCAGCAUCCAUCCUCUUCAAUUGCUCCAUUGCUUGCUGCAGCUUGCUCUCGAAGAGGACAACAAGAACUAGUAUGGGUCAAAUGAGGCUCUGAUGACCUGAAGCAGCACAAAGGUUGAGGAGGAGCAACUCCACCUUGCUGCUACAAUGUGUACAACACAAGUUUUGAAGGAACAACUUCAACGUGUUGUGCUAGAUAUCCCUCUGGAGGCGAAUGUAGGCCAAUAUGGCAACAAGAGUCCAAUCCGAACUCCUAGAGCACAAGAUCUACUCCAAGAUCUUAGAUAAGAACAAGCUCUAUUAUAGGUAGUGGAUACAUAGUCUAGGUUACAAAGUAGAGGUGAGGACCUCUAUUUAUAGGGCUUUGGGAAGCCUUCACAUACUUCUACUUAUAGCUGGAACACUCUAGAAAACAUUAUUUAGGAUUCACCUCUCUACUCACAGCUAGUUAUAACUAGAGAACUCUAGAAACAACAGGUAGGGUAAAGAAAAAAAAGGAAUACUACACUAGAGUGGAAAUAUCUAGAAGUAGCCAAACAGAUCUGGCAUCUAUUUUUUUUCCUUAUCUAUAUUGUUCCUCAUCAAGUGUAAUGAAGAGGAACAUAAUCGAACAUAAUUUUUAAUUGUUCUAGGUGAGCACCUGGUGUGUAGUUGUAUCUAAACCAAUCAACAACAAAUCUAUGAUUCUGGAGAUAAUUAUGAGAUGGUAAACAGGGAUGUUUGAGCGGUAAAUGUGGUUUGAAUGGGGUAGCCAACUGUUGAUGCCAUUGGGAAGUACAACUAUCCCUUCUGUUCUUUUACUAGAAUUUGUGGCCUGCUUGAUAAACCCUAAAUUUUCAUGGAAAUGUGAAGUAAUCGGGUAUCUUCAACAGGAAAAGACCUAUUUCUUAUUUCGAGAGCUAAUUAUUGCUGUACCGGUCGACCACCUUGAAUGAUCUGUUUUCACUGGAUCCAGUUUCAUACGAACAUCUUUUGCAGUUAAAGCGUUAUGAGGGCAAACUCUUGGAUUUGGAAUUGCGUUUCGUUACCACAAAUAAUGAAAAUGCUGACCAAUCUGAAGAAUUGCUUCCUGGUGGGAGAGGAAUGCGUGUUACUGAUCAUAAUGUUACUACUUAUAUUCAUCUAAUUGCCAAUCAUCGUUUAAACUAUCAGAUCCGUAGUCAAAGUACACAUUUUUUGAGAGGUUUUCAACAACUCAUACCAAAAGAAUGGAUUGAUAUGUUCAAUGAACAUGAAGUUCAGUUUCUCAUAUCCGGCUCUCCGAAAAGUUUGGACAUUGAUGACUUGCGGUCAAACACCAAUUAUGCUGGAGGAUAUCAUGAGGGUCAUCAGGUUAUUGAUAUGUUCUGGGAGGUUUUAGCAAGCUUCUCUUCAUAUGAUCAGAACAAGUUUCUGAGGUUUGCCAUUGGAUGUUCUCGCGGCCCAUUUCGUGGAUUCCGACACGUUGUUCCAAAAUUUAGCAUUCUGAGAGAUUGUUACCUUGGAAUGGACGAGCAUAUAGACCGUUCGCCUACUUCGGUGACUUGCAUGAAUCAGCUGAAGCUCCCUCCUUAUGCAACCAAGGAAAUGUUGCGGGACAAAUUGUUGCAGGCGGUGAGGUCUGCAGCUGGCUUGUAGAGACGCAUAGGUUUUGAUCUGGAUUGACCGCUUGUGAACAUGUGCAGUCGAGAAAUGCAGAGGUUCUCGGGGUGCUACCUAGCUCAUAUCUCACCGACCAAACUAGGGAUUUGUGCCCUGUUGGAUAUUUCUUCAAGUACUUCCUCCGGUUGGGUGUGUAGGGCGUGCGCAUAUUCGUACGUCCUUAUUUGACUACCAAUUUAUGUGUUCUAUGCAACAAAAAUCGUGUGUUUAGAAAUUUUAUUGGAAUAUGAAUCCAGUGGCAUGCUUUUGAUGGUAUAUAACACAUGUUUCGUUUGUCA
Triticum aestivum (bread wheat) is the source of this 7100-nucleotide messenger RNA. Its product is annotated as E3 ubiquitin-protein ligase UPL6. Gene Ontology annotation, biological process: protein polyubiquitination; ubiquitin-dependent protein catabolic process. Gene Ontology annotation, molecular function: ubiquitin protein ligase activity. The coding region runs from base 6265 to 6798 and encodes 177 amino acids. Lineage: Eukaryota; Viridiplantae; Streptophyta; Magnoliopsida; Poales; Poaceae. The transcript has 10 exons. The record is from RefSeq and is a predicted model, not a curated record.